This is a messenger RNA of Cyclopterus lumpus (lumpfish), 1858 nucleotides long. RefSeq names its product death-associated protein (gene dap). Gene Ontology annotation, molecular function: death domain binding. The coding region runs from base 224 to 556 and encodes 110 amino acids. Gene Ontology annotation, biological process: negative regulation of autophagy; cellular response to amino acid starvation; apoptotic signaling pathway. The record is from RefSeq and is a predicted model, not a curated record. The transcript is spliced from 4 exons. Lineage: Eukaryota; Metazoa; Chordata; Actinopteri; Perciformes; Cyclopteridae.
GAAACGCUGGCUACGUCCGACGUCUGCACGCUCCUUACGUCCUUCCGCCUCUGACGAGUCUAGUACGUCAUCACGCAUCGUUUCCAAACAAUGCUCUGGAAAAAAAGCCACGUUGACGUUUCAGAGUGAAGUGUAGUCCACAAUUUGAGGCAGAAUAAAGCAGCAAUUGUGUGUUUCAGACGCUCCGAUUUCUUUUCGCUGCAGACCCCAGAUCAGUGCAGACAUGUCAUCGCCGCCGAAGGAGAAAGUGGAAACCAAAGGAGGACAUCUCCCCGCAGUCAAAGCAGGAGGUAUGAGAAUAGUGCAGAAGCACCAGCCGGCAGCUGCUGCUCCAGACCCACCGCAGAAAGAUGAGGAUGAGGAUGAGGAUGAGGAGGAGUACGUCAGCAGCAGUCCACCAAAGGUCCCCGUGAUUGUGUCUGGAGUGGUGACAAAGGGCGAUAAGGACUUCACCCCCGCCGCCGCCCAGGUGGCUCAUCAGAAGCCCCAGCCUGGUGUCUCCAAGCUGCCCGCCGCUCAGCAGAUCAACCAGCACAUCCACCAGCCCCGCAAGUGAACGAGGCAGCAAGCUGCAAUGGCUACGCUUCCUCCACUGGCCGGCCUUCCCCCAUGGAACGGCUAGGAUGAAGAUGUUUCCCCACCAGGCACAGAUCUCCUCUAAUUAAUCAGUGUUUUUUUUGUUUUUUUUUGUAAGCCUCUUGCAUUACAUAUAUGAGAAAUUUAUCAGCAACAGACACCCAAUGCGAAUACAGCCUUCAUAGAAGUCCCAAUCUGUACACCCCUGCUGCUUUGCACUAUUAGUUCUCCUAAAGAGAAAUUGUCUUGACAGCUGUACAGUCUUACGGUGGUAUGCAUGGCCGGGUGGUCUUCUAUAAUUGCUACCAUUCUAGGAUUAAAUGAUAAUGAAGAAAUAUCAGAGUCUGUGUGAGGGGGGGACUUUCACCACAACGAUGUGCCGACCAUUACCAAAUCACAGCAAUCAAUCAUGCCAACUAGCCGACCAAUCACCUCAGCCUAAGCUCCAGCCUUCUACCUAUGAUCUUCACAGACCAAAAUAACCAAUGAUAAGAAAUCAGGGGUUGGACACCAGUUUACCUUUAUCAAUGUAAACCAAAAAGAACACAAUGUGCAGCUUCUCGAAUGCAAAACGCAGUUCGAUGGGCGGAUCACUUAAGAAUUGCUAAAUUGCACAGUACCGCAUGGACCAGAGAGAGGUGAAGUAGCUAAUUACAUGACAGCAUUAACCAAUCAUCAGUCCUAACGCUGAGGUUACUGGCAAGCUUGACAAGCGUGCCGUUUGGCCAUUUCACUAUUAUAGAUGUCCAAUAAUGAGAACCAAUGAGAACAUAUUGCCCACUUCUCUGUUUUUCUGGUUGCCCUUACCUAAGUAGCUACUUGAUGCAUGGUGUUAGUGUCAUGACUCAAGAAGCCUAGCAACGCUUGUAUUAAAGUCUGUUUAGCCUUUGCUAGUUUCCUCCGAUGUAAUUGUUCUUACCUUUUUAUUUAAUAGAGGAGUGCCGAUGUACUCUCUAUUUUUGCCCUGCCUUGUUGGAGCUGUAAUGUCUAUCCUUCCCUGGCAAUGUUCAUUUGAAUGCAAACUGGACCUGCUUCACGGUAAAAGUAUCCCAUCAGUGCCUCAUUGCUCAGGAAUUUUUCUGUCUCAUUUGACUCGCAUGGAUUUACAUUUUAUUUGCUUUGCACGCGGCGUCAACUGGAAUGGAAAAAAAAUCCCCAAAUGUAAUGAAAUCUUAAGAUGCUGUGAAGCAGCGUCAGGAUGCUUUGUGUUUGCAGUAACAUGAGCCUGAACAUCAUCACAAUGCCGAUCAAAGCAUUGCAGAGGAGCAGCUCAGAAGAUGGG